Molecule: messenger RNA, 1953 nt
Organism: Taeniopygia guttata (zebra finch)
Lineage: Eukaryota; Metazoa; Chordata; Aves; Passeriformes; Estrildidae
Source: RefSeq, a predicted model, not a curated record
AUGUUAAUAACUAAAGAACUUGAGACUGUAAGUGAAGAAGAGAAAAACUCCAAGAAAAUAAUGGAUCAAGUAUUCCCUGGGGUAUGGACAUCUAAUAUACCAGGGAGAGCAAAUAAUGCAUUACCUAUACAAAUCAAGCUUAAGGAAGGAGAAUGGGCAGUGAGGGUUAAACAAUACCCCCUGAAGAAAGAAGAUAGAGGAGGGAUUAGCCCAAUUGUAGAGUUUUUUUUUCAAAUAGGACUGUUAAAAGAGUGUCAAUCUGAUUUUAAUACUCCCAUUUUGCCAGUAAAGAAGCCUGAUGGGUCAUACUGGUUAGUACAAGAUUUAAGGGCAGUUAACAGAGUAACUGAAGACUUGUACCCAGUAGUUGCUAACCCUUAUACCUUGUUAACUCGUUUAACACCUGAACUAACAUGGUUUACCGUUUUAGAUUUAAAGGAUGCUUUCUUUUGCCUCCCUCUCCAUGGACCCAGCCAGAAAAUUUUUGCAUUUGAAUGGGAGAACCCCAAAACUGGACGGAGGAACCAGCUCACAUGGUGUGUAUUACCACAGGGAUACAAGAACUCUCCUACUAUAUUUGGGGAACAGCUUGCCAAGGAUUUAGAAUCUUGGGAACCUCCACCAGGAGAAGGACAGUUGCUUCAGUACGUGGAUGAUCUCCUGAUAGCCACCCAGACCCAGGAAACAUGCGUGGACUGGACGGUAAGCCUCCUAAACUUUUUGGGCCUACAGGGGUAUCGAGUAUCCCAGAAGAAAGCCCAGAUGGUGAGGCAAACAGUCAUUUACCUGGGUUAUGAAGUGAGUGCUGGACAAAAGACCUUGGGCCAAAGAGAGCAGAGAUCUCCAGCCUUAGGACUUCCAGACGUGAGUAAACCAUUUUUCCUGUUUUCCCACGAAAAACAAGGGAUCGCCUUGGGAAUACUAGCACAGAACUUAGGCCCGUACCAGAGAAGAGCAGUGGCUUAUCUCUCCAAACAACCGGAUACAGCAGCUAAGGGAUGGCCAGGGUGUCUCAGAGCUGUUGCAGCAGUGGCAGUGAACAUCCAAGAGGCAUGCAAAUUCACCCUAGGCCAGAAGAUGACCGUGCUAGUAUCCCACACAGUGUCUGCAGUCCUUGAGGCAAAAGGCGGGCAUUGGCUCUCUCCACAGAGGUUUCUGAAGUACCAAGCUAUACUAGUAGAACAGGAUGAUGUUGAAAUUGUGGUAACUAACAUUGUGAAUCCAGCUUCCUUUCUCAGCGGGGGUAUGGGAGAACCAGUGAUCCAUGACUGUCUGGAGACCAUUGAAGCCACCUACUCCAGCCGCCCGGAUCUGAAGGACAUCCCACUCAAAGGUGCUGAGACUUGGUUUACUGAUGGAAGCAGCUAUGUCAUCAGUGGAAAAAGGCAUGCUGGGUAUGCGGUUACCACAAGCAGAGAGGUAAUAGAGUCUGGACCUUUAUCAGCAAACACCUCUGCACAGAAGGCUGAAAUAAUCGCCUUAACUCGAGCCUUAGAGUUGGCAAAAGGAACAGAGAUUAACAUUUACAUGGACUCAAGGUAUGCAUUCGGGGUGGUGCAUGCACAUGGAGCCAUUUGGAAAGAGAGAGGACUGUUGAAUUCGCAAGGGAAGAAUAUUAAACAUGCACAAGAGAUACUGAGACUACUUGAUGCAGUGCAAGUACCUGAGAAGGUAGCCAUCAUGCACAUUAAGGCACACCAAAAAGUGAGCUCUGAACUGGAAGAAGGGAAUAUGCUGGCGGACAGAGAGGCAAAAGAUGCAGCCAAAGGUGAGGUAGUUGAGGAGACAGUGGAGGCAACAUUGAUCCCAGAUGGAAAGAUUUCUAUUGAAGCUAAGCCAGUGUACAAUAAAAAGGAUAAGAAACUUAUUAAGGCAGAAAAAGCAAAUUAUAAUCAAGAAGGAUGGGCUGUAACAGAGGAAGGGAGACUUGUAGUGCUCUCCUAUUUGUUCUAG